Molecule: messenger RNA, 732 nt
Organism: Castor canadensis (American beaver)
Lineage: Eukaryota; Metazoa; Chordata; Mammalia; Rodentia; Castoridae
Gene: Pnkd
Product: PNKD metallo-beta-lactamase domain containing
Cellular component (GO): mitochondrion
Molecular function (GO): hydroxyacylglutathione hydrolase activity
Source: RefSeq, a predicted model, not a curated record
GAGUAGUCCUCCUGGGCCCAGUGCUUAGGCUUCUGGGAGUUGUAGUUUCCGGUCUGUAGGCAGGACGGAAGGAGCGGGGGAGGCCCCUUACGCAAACUACAAUUCCCGGCGGGGAGCGCGGUGAAGGGGGGUGGGAUCUGAACAUGGCGGCGGUGGUAGCUGCUACGGCGCUGAAGGGCCGGGGGGCAAGAAAUGCCCGCGUCCUCCGGGGGAUCCUCUCAGGAGCCACAGCUAACAAGGCUUCCCAGAACAGGACCAGGGCACUGCAGAGCCACAGCAAGGAGGAACCUGAGCCUCUAUCCCCUGAGCUGGAAUACAUUCCCAGAAAGAGGGGGAAGAACCCCAUGAAAGCUGUGGGAUUAGCCUGGGCCAUCGGCUUCCCCUGUGGUAUCCUCCUCUUCAUCCUCACCAAGCGGGAAGUGGACAAGGACCGUUUGAAGCAGAUGAAGGCUCGGCAGAACAUGCGGGCGUCCAACACGGGCGAGUAUGAGAGCCAGAGAUUCAGGGCCUCCUCCCAACAUGCCCAGUCCUCUGAAGUUGGGUCUGGCGUACAGGCCUGAGGAGCACUGCAGCCCUCUCCUAGACUAUUUUAACUGUGAAGUCUUCCAGUUGGCAGGUUCUGGUCCUUGCCUCUGAGGUCCACCAGAGGGCGUAUGAAACCCAAGCUGCUGCCAGCCCUUGCCCCUCCCAUACAGAGAAACCAGCCAAAGGCAAAUAAAGUUAUUGAGUGUU